CAGGAGCCUUUUGAAGAUGGCUAUGCAAAUGGAGAGGAAGGCACGCCAGCUGGGGAAGCAGCUGCCACUUACACACCUGAUAGCAAAGGGGUGGUCAAGUUUGGCUGGAUAAAAGGAGUAUUGGUACGAUGUAUGUUAAAUAUUUGGGGUGUGAUGCUCUUCAUCAGACUGUCAUGGAUUGUAGGACAAGCUGGGAUAGGUCUGUCUGUCUUGGUUAUUGGAAUGGCCACUGUUGUGACAACUAUUACAGGACUGUCUACUUCAGCAAUAGCCACAAAUGGGUUUGUAAGAGGAGGAGGUGCAUAUUACUUAAUUUCCAGGAGCCUGGGGCCAGAGUUUGGUGGUGCCAUAGGACUGAUUUUUGCAUUUGCCAAUGCUGUUGCUGUAGCAAUGUAUGUUGUUGGCUUUGCAGAGACGGUUGUGGAACUGCUCAAGGAAAAUGGCAUGUUGAUGGUUGAUGAAAUUAAUGAUAUCAGAAUCAUAGGAGCUAUCACAGUGGUAAUAUUGCUGGGUAUUUCUGUUGCUGGAAUGGAGUGGGAAGCAAAAGCACAGAUAGUCUUACUGGUGAUCCUUAUACUUGCUAUUGGAAACUUUGUCAUAGGAACAUUUAUUCCUUUGGAUAGCAAGAGGCCUAAAGGUUUCUUUGGCUAUAAAGCUGAAAUAUUUACGGAGAAUUUUGGACCAGAUUUCCGACACGACGAAACUUUCUUUUCUGUAUUUGCUAUUUUCUUCCCUGCUGCAACUGGCAUACUUGCUGGUGCAAAUAUCUCAGGUGAUCUUGCGGAUCCUCAGUCAGCCAUACCUAAAGGAACGCUGUUGGCCAUCUUAAUCACUACAUUGGUUUACGUAGGAAUUGCAGUGUCUGUAGGUUCCUGUGUUGUUCGAGACGCCACAGGAAACAUUAACAACACCAUUGUCACUGAGCUGACAAAUUGCACUACUGCAGCUUGCAAAUUAAACUAUGAUUUCUCAUCCUGUCAAACAGAGUGUCAGUAUGGGCUGAUGAACAACUUCCAG
Messenger RNA from Eurypyga helias (sunbittern), 1017 nucleotides. Its product is annotated as solute carrier family 12 member 2-like. Gene Ontology annotation, biological process: potassium ion homeostasis; potassium ion import across plasma membrane; chloride transmembrane transport. Gene Ontology annotation, cellular component: membrane. The annotation marks the transcript as partial. Lineage: Eukaryota; Metazoa; Chordata; Aves; Eurypygiformes; Eurypygidae. The transcript is spliced from 9 exons. The record is from RefSeq and is a predicted model, not a curated record. Gene Ontology annotation, molecular function: sodium:potassium:chloride symporter activity; ammonium channel activity.